AUGCCCCCCGCCGGCACCUCAAACUCGCUCAAGCGCAAGGCGCAGGAGAACAUCGGUCUCGACCUCCAACCGCGCAAGCUCGCAGCCAUUGCGGAGGGCCCGAACGCCAAUCAGCCGCUCCGACCGGUCAAGGCGCUGCCCAAUGGCACGGCCGCGUCCAAGCUAGGGAAGGGUCCCCCGCCUCUCACGAAGCCGAGGGCGCCCCCGCUGACUUCUUCGACGACCGUGGCCUCGACGAGAAGGACCAGGUCAACCAGUGCACCACCGAAGACUGCACCUGUAAGGCCACCUGCGAGGCCGACAUCGAGAAUUGGCAGCACCCGGGCAAACGUUCAAGGAGACCAACUUCAAUCGAUACAAGAACAAAUCGCUGGCAUACAAGCAGCGCAAGCCGCCGACGCCGCUCGCUUCAACGCCGACCUCGCCCAAGAGCGCGCCAAACGCUCCGACCUCCAGGCCUCGCACGAGGCCCUCUCCCGCGAGCUCACCAGCUCCCGGACACAGGAGAUCGCGCAGCGCAACGAGCUCUACAUCGCCUCGGACGAGCUCAACGCGCUCCGGCAGCGGCACGAGCGCGAGAUCUCGGAGCUCCAGGCCGACCUCCGCAAGAAGGACCGCGAGCUCCGGGAGCUGAACGAGGACCUCCGGCUCGCCCAGAGCGACCUCGAGCGCGAGCGCGAGACGGUCAAGGGCCUCAAGGCGACCGUGUCCCAGCAGGCGACGGCGCAGCUCUCCCUCACGGCGCAGAUCGGCGCGAUGCAAGCGGAGAAGGCGGCGUUCCAGGCCGAGUACAACCGCACGGCGGGCUCGCGCGCGGACCUUGCGGUGCAGCUCGAACGCGCGACGAAGCGCGUCGAGGAGCUCGAGCGGGAGGCGCGCGAGGGCGAGAGCGUGCGGAGGAAGCUGCACAACAUGGUCCAGGAGCUCAAGGGGAACAUCCGGGUGUUCUGCCGCGUGCGGCCUGUCCUCCGCUCAGACAUCCUCCCUGCGACCCUGGUUGCGUCUACGUCGUCGGACGUCGACUUUGAGGGAACUGCCAGUCCAGACCCGGAGAAGGAGGCGGAUCUCCGCGAGGAAGCGAUGGCCCAAUUGGCCUACCCGGACAGGCUGGACCACAAGGAGAUCGUUGUCAAGGCGUCGAGCGAAAGUGCAACAGGACAGGAGCGCAAGGAAGAGUGGCAGUUCUCUUUCGACAGGGUCUUCGAACCUCACUCCACACAGGGAGAGGUAUUCGAAGAGAUCUCUCAACUGGCUCAGAGUUGCACCGAUGGAUACAACGUGUGCGUCUUCGCGUACGGUCAAACCGGAUCUGGCAAGUCCUUUACGAUGGAGGGUGGUUCUUCCGAAGCCGCAGCUGGUAUGAUCCCAAGAGCAGUUGAGCAAGUCUUCCGAGUUGCCGAGGAGCUCAAGACGAAGGGAUGGCAGUACAAGAUGGAAGGCCAGUUCCUUGAGAUCUACAACGAGACGAUCAACGACCUCCUCGGCAAGGGCGAGUUCGACAAGAAGAAGCACGACAUCAAACAUGACACGAAGACUGGGCGGACGACGGUCACCGACGUCAAUGUCGUCAAACUCUCCUCCCCCUCGCAGGUCCGCACCCUGCUCUCCGUCGCCCAGGGCCGCCGCACGGUCGCGGCGACACUCAUGAACGAGCGCUCCUCGCGCUCGCACUCUGUCUUCACCCUCCGGAUCCGCGGCGAGAACGCGCUCACGGGCGAGUCGUGCGAGGGCAGCCUCAACCUCGUCGACCUCGCCGGCUCGGAGCGCCUCGAGAAGAGCGGUGCCGGCGCGGACAAGGACCGCCUGAAGGAGACGCAGAGCAUCAACAAGAGCCUGAGCGCGCUCGGAGACGUGAUCGCUGCACUGGGCGAGAAAGGCGAGGGGAAGGGGGACAAGCACAUCCCGUACCGGAACUCCAAGCUCACGUAUCUCCUCCAAAACUCACUGAGCGGGAACUCGAAGACGCUCAUGUUCCUCAACCUCUCACCACUGGCCACCCACCUCAACGAGUCUCUCUGUUCUCUCCGCUUUGCGACGAAGGUCAACAACACGGCUAUCGGCACGGCGAAGAAGCAGGCGAAAACGAACCAGACGGCGUAA
This is a messenger RNA of Epithele typhae, 2100 nucleotides long. RefSeq names its product kinesin-domain-containing protein. Gene Ontology annotation, molecular function: ATP binding; microtubule binding; microtubule motor activity. Lineage: Eukaryota; Fungi; Basidiomycota; Agaricomycetes; Polyporales; Epitheliaceae. The record is from RefSeq and is a predicted model, not a curated record. Gene Ontology annotation, biological process: microtubule-based movement. Bases 1 to 2100 code for a protein of 699 amino acids. The transcript is spliced from 7 exons.